This is a messenger RNA of Sesamum indicum (sesame), 1056 nucleotides long. RefSeq names its product thionin-like protein. NCBI's taxonomy places the organism in Eukaryota, Viridiplantae, Streptophyta, Magnoliopsida, Lamiales, Pedaliaceae. The record is from RefSeq and is a predicted model, not a curated record.
UGACCCGCUAAAACUGGUUACAUGGGUUUGGGUUAUACCCGAAUUCAACCCUAAUCAUCCUCCUACCAACUCCAUUUCCUCCCCAUUCUCGUCUAGCGCCUCCUGCACCUUCAGCCUCCGGCUGCGCUACCGCCAUAGCCAUCGCCGCCAGCUGGAUAACCCUCAAAACGUACGUCCUCUAUCUUUGCCAUUUGGUCUCUAUUCUCGGUUUACGGCCGCCGUUUCCAUCUCCAUCACCGCAGUCUACCACUGAUUUUUGUGGUUGAGCAAUUGUGGAGAAAGUUGGCAUUGAGAAAAAAGAUAAAGCCUUCUUUAGGAAAAGGGGUGAAAAAUUGCUUUUAGCCAUUUUUAAGGGUUCAAGCCUAUUUGAACAUAUAGAGCAUAAAGUCAUCUGCUACUUUGAGUCAAGAAGUGCAUUGGAAAAAGAAGGAAGUACAUACCUUUGUAGAUACAGCAAUGGUUGAGGUGUGGUGGACCCUCCUAGGGGCUGCUGUUCCAGUUUUCAUUGCUGGUCAAGCUUUUAGAAUGAAGGCAAGACAUGCUGAGGAGCAAAGAAUCAAAAGUGCCCGGGGCAAGGAGAGGAGUGCUGAUGAUAUUUUUGUGUGCGAGAGAGUUUGUACAUCAAAGAGAAUGUUGAAGAAAGUUGGAGCAUUUUCCAAGGAUCCAAUCCCCGAUUCGUGUGUUACAGUUUGUGGUGUUUCUGAACUCGAUGCCUGUGCUGAUGCCUGUGCCCGGACCGUAUGCGUGAACCAACAUCAAGUCCCAAACUGGAAUGAUGUUUGCCUCAGAAGAUGUCAAAGUGAAUGUCUUAAACUCUCUGCUUCUCGUUCUUCAUGAUAAAUCAAUCUGUUGUAUCUGAUUUUUUGCCAUUUUUCGACAUGCUCUAAAAAAAAUUAUGGUAACUCAGUAUCCUUGAUGUUCCAGACGGUAAAUUGUGCUAAGAUCAAGUAAAGUUAGCCAGUUUUUUUUUUUCAUUUUACAAUGUUCUAUCAUUUGUUCACGUUAACUUUCGGGUUAACUUUCGGAUAUUAUGCGAUGAGUUAGUACCUUUACUUA